Dendronephthya gigantea is the source of this 3614-nucleotide messenger RNA. RefSeq names its product zinc finger protein 271-like. Gene Ontology annotation, molecular function: RNA polymerase II cis-regulatory region sequence-specific DNA binding; DNA-binding transcription activator activity, RNA polymerase II-specific. NCBI's taxonomy places the organism in Eukaryota, Metazoa, Cnidaria, Anthozoa, Malacalcyonacea, Nephtheidae. Gene Ontology annotation, cellular component: nucleus. The transcript has 3 exons. Bases 63 to 3416 code for a protein of 1117 amino acids. Gene Ontology annotation, biological process: regulation of transcription by RNA polymerase II. The record is from RefSeq and is a predicted model, not a curated record.
AUUCUGUUUGCCUAGUCAUUUUUUCUUCACUUACAUGAAGUUCUUCCGCAUGUCCCAAGGCCAUGACGCAUGCGCAUUUUUUACUGACAAUUUUUGAAACAAUUUCUCACAGAACAAUUCACAUUCGAAUUCUUAUUAUUCGUUAUCACGUGUUAUGCUGUUACAGUAAUAUUUCUUCUCGAAGAAAAUUGUGGAAAAUGGAAGAAAUAUCUUUACUUGGCAACGAAAACAUUAUUAUCCAAUGCGAUACAUGCGGGCAAUCGUUUGAAAAUGAGCAAGCUUGGAGCGAACAUAUAGUGGUUCAUCAGACUGAAAAUCUUGAAACAAUAGCUAGUGUUGAUAUUCAGGAAGAAAGUUCAGAGGAAAGUAACCAUGAGAUGGACAACUCUCAAGACACAAAAGAGGGCAAUAUUUAUCCAUGUCUUGAAUGUGGAAAAAUAUAUAAAUCUAAGAAUGGCAUGGUCAGACAUGUUAAGACCAAUCACUCAUAUGGAAAUAUUUUUUUCUGUAAAAUAUGCACACAAACCUUUGCUGCUGCAGUUGAUUUAAAAACACAUUUGCAGAGCCAUGCUGAUGACCCAAAAGUAAACAAAUGUGGUGUUUGUGAUAAAAUCUUUGUUGAUAAAUCCAGAUUGACGCAGCAUUUUAAGUCGCACAGAAGUGAGCGGCCAUUUAAAUGUGGUGUUUGCAACAAGACAUAUAAAGAGAAACGUGAUUUAGCUCACCACGAGAAAUCUCAUUCAGCAAUAAGAGAAUAUACAUGUGACAAAUGUGGAAAGUCAUUUCUACGUCCACGAGACCUCAAGCUUCACAUAGAAACACACUCAGAUGUAAAACCAUUUAAAUGUGACAUCUGUGAUAAGACAUUUCGGACAAAUAAGGAUCUGACUGUCCACACAAAAUAUCAUACUAAUGCAAAUGACUUUGAAUGUUUUAUAUGUGAGAAAAAAUUUGCAAUGAAACACAUCCUAAAACGUCAUUUGAUAUCACAUAGGCAGAAAAAGAAGUUCUCUUGCUCCCAAUGUGAUAAGGCAUAUAACUUUAAAUACAGGUUGGACCAUCAUGUCAAGUCUGUCCACCAAAAUGAGCGUCCCUAUGAAUGUGAAGUUUGCAAAAAAACAUUCACAAGUAAUGACAAUCUAAAAGUACAUUUGAGAGUUCACAGUGGAGAGCAUCCAUACCAGUGUUCUUUGUGUGACAAGACAUUCACUCAGCUGUCAAACAAAUAUCGCCAUGAACUUGUUCACAAAGAUGUGAAGCCUUUCACCUGUUCUAUGUGCCACAAAGCAUUCUAUACAAAAUAUGAGGUAAAGAAACACAUGAGUGUUCAUGAUGCUCCUGAUGGAAAGCCUUUUAAAUGCACAGAAUGUGACAAAAGUUUUGUGAAAGCAUUCUCCCUCCGAAAUCAUAUCCAAAGAAUUCACCUGGGGAUAAGGCAUACUUGUACUAUCUGCCAAAAGUCAUUUAAAAUUCCAUCCAGCCUGAAAGAACACAUGAAGAAGCAUAUCAAUUGUGCAGCAUUGUGCACUGUUGGAUCACAGGACUCAAUUAAUUGUGAAACAAGUAUGAAAAAAAAUGAACAAGAAAACAUUGUUAACAAAACAGCUGAGCACAAACUUCAUAGCCGAGAACAAAAUAAUUCAAUUGAGUCACAAGAAGAAACAUGUGGUUCUGCAGAACAACAGAACGUUAUUUCAACCAUGCCUCAUUUGGUCAACUCGGCUGGAAAUACUCUUGAAAUCAACUGUCCAAAAGAUGAUAACAAGGAUGACAAAACUUCAAGGCCAUAUUCCUGCGAUCAAUGCUCACAAUCAUUCCGCCGAGGACAAGAUCUUAAAAGACAUGCAGACCGUGUUCAUAUCAACCCAAAAUAUUUCAGGUGUAAAGUUUGUAGAAAAACAUUUAUUGUUGAGGCAGAAUUAGAGAUACAUUCCCGGACCUGUAGUGGUCCUGGGAAUGAGUUUGUUUGUUCGAUAUGUGGAAACAAAUUUGCUUCAAAAGCCAACUUAAAGCGUCACAUGGAUAUCCAUAGUGAUACAGAGCCUAAAGAAUGUGAAAAUUGUGGUAAAGUGUUCAGAAAUCAAAGGCUGUUAACCAGACACAAAUUUAUCCAUUCUGAUAAACGACCAUUCAAAUGCAGUACUUGUGAGAAAGCAUUUCGUAGAGCUGAGGAUCUUGUAAAACAUGUUCGUACUCACACUGGUGAAAAACCUUUUAAAUGCAGGUACUGUGAUAAAGCAUUUAAGCAAUGCAAUAAUCGACAACGUCAUGAACAAACCCAUGUACCUGAAAAGCGUUUUAAAUGUGAAACAUGUAACCACUACUUCAGCUCAUGCUCAGAACUCAAAGAGCACAUCUUAAUUCAUGAGGUUUCAGAUGGGAAACCAUUCAAGUGUCAUAUUUGUCCAAGAGGAUUUGCACGGAAAAAGAGUUUGAAGUCACAUAUUAAUGUUGUACAUGUGAAUCCAAAACAUUGUUGUAACAUUUGUGGUGAGAGAUUUCAUACUACACGCGAGGCAAAGAAGCACGCGAAAAUGCAUCCUGUGGAAAGUGGAGGACUUGAAGUGGUAGUGGAGGAAGUCCAGGAAGACAAUGUACAUAAUGUUAGUGUGCUGGAAGGAGGGGUGGGGGAAGGUGCGGAUGAGAACGGUGGAGGAGAGACGGUAGAGCAAAGUAAAGAUGAUGUAAUGAUAGUUGAUGGUGGGGUAGAAGCAAGUGCUGGGCGUCAGGGCAGUGGAACGGGCCUUACAAUAAAGAGAGGAAGAGGGAGACCUAAGAAAAAGGUGAGAGGGGCGACAGGAAACAAAGGUGGACAUGAAGUGAGGGAGAUGGUAACGACAGAAAAUCAUGACACACAGAUAAACAAUAGCAAUGAGAAAAGCAGGAAAGAAGCGAGUAAAGAAAGAGAAAAUAACGCAGGUGGCCAAGAUGAAGACUGUAGCCAAGUGCGACGCAAUGAUCGUAAAAUACAACAUGAAAAUGGAAUUCUCGAUUUGAGAAAUGAUUUAAGGAACAAGACAAACGAUAUGGAAGACGAGAUAAGUGCGACUAGUCAGAGAAAUAACGAAACAAAUUCAAAUGAAACAAUUCUUAAGAUCUUGGAAGGGAAACCGUUCGUAUGUCCUGUUUGUGACAAAGGAUACGCCAGCAAAAAUGGACUAAAACACCACCAUGAUAAAACUCAUAAAAAUAAAAACGUACUCAAAGAUAAUCAUAUCUAUUAUUGUCCUGAAUGUAAAGAAGGUUUCAAAAGCAAGAGAAGAUUUUGGCUUCAUGACGUGAAAGUUCAUGGACUUCUUAAUACAUCAGAAUCAGAAAAUGAAACGAUUUCUGAAGAAGAUGGCAGAGAUAUUAGAGCGCGGAUUAUUAGGAAUGCAAAAGGUAAUUCUAGUACACCGAAUGAUACUGUCUCAUGAAUGAUGAUGGCACAGACUUUGUUUAUGGUAAAAGAGUUCGCCAACAAAAGAUCACAGAUUGGUUCGGAACUUCUACACAAUGAUGUUUGAAAAUAGAUGGUUGCGAAUAUAAAAUUAAAAUAUAGUGAUGUAACAUUGUCAUCAGUAACACUGGUUUCGCCAAAGUUGGUUGUAAUAACUAAUAUGAAUAUGUGAAUU